Entamoeba nuttalli P19 is the source of this 404-nucleotide messenger RNA. RefSeq lists its product as hypothetical. NCBI's taxonomy places the organism in Eukaryota, Evosea, Mastigamoebida, Endamoebidae. The transcript has a single exon. Gene Ontology annotation, cellular component: nucleus; cytoplasm. Gene Ontology annotation, molecular function: protein tyrosine phosphatase activity. The record is from RefSeq and is a predicted model, not a curated record. The coding region runs from base 9 to 404 and encodes 131 amino acids.
UGAGUUGUAUGUCAAUAAUUCCAUCACGUCUUGAUUAUAUCAAUUGUAAAGAUGUGGUUGAACUAAUUACAAACAAUAGUAAUAAGAAAAGGUUUAUUAUUAUUGAUGUACGUGGAAAUGAUGUUGGUGACUUAGUCAUACAUACUGCAAUCAAUAUCCCAUCACCUAAUUUUAAAGAUACAGCAACGUCAUUAGCUUCAAUAUAUAAAGAUUAUGAUUUGAUUAUUAUUCAUUGCAUGAUGUCACAAACAAGAGGACCAACAUGUGCAAUGAUAUUAAAUGAAUGUUUUAAGAAUGAAAAAUACAAAGAAAGUCAUGUUCAAAUAAGAAUUCUUAGAGGAGGUUUUGAAAGAUUUUAUUCAGAGUAUGGUGAAAGAAGAGAAUUAUUUGAUGUAGUACAUUAA